Messenger RNA from Cydia pomonella (codling moth), 2442 nucleotides. RefSeq names its product three prime repair exonuclease 2-like. The transcript has a single exon. The coding region runs from base 73 to 912 and encodes 279 amino acids. NCBI's taxonomy places the organism in Eukaryota, Metazoa, Arthropoda, Insecta, Lepidoptera, Tortricidae. Gene Ontology annotation, cellular component: cytoplasm. Gene Ontology annotation, molecular function: nucleic acid binding; 3'-5'-DNA exonuclease activity. Gene Ontology annotation, biological process: DNA catabolic process. The record is from RefSeq and is a predicted model, not a curated record.
UAUAUGCAUAGAGCGUACGAUUAGUUGCAAUAUACGAGUACGUCACCUUAGAUCGGUCUACAGCAUAGAUAAAUGAGCACUGCAUUGUUAAUGUUAUCAUUAUCAGUUGCAAUUAUGGCUCCGAUAGCUACAUACGUGUUCCUAGACCUUGGUACUACCGGUAAAGACCCAAAAGUGGACGAAAUAACAGAAUUCGCCAUGGUGGCAGUGAAUCGCCAGCACCUUCUCGAGACGAGCGAUUCGCGUUCCAAAAAGCUCAGGGUUCAAAACAAGUUGAUUCGCUGCUUCAAAGUUGACAAGAAAAUGACUUACAAUGCGAAAUCUAAUGGCAGAGGCGGCUUUAAGAACGAAGAUCUCCAACACGAGUGCUACUUCGAUAAAUGUUGCUUUCUCAUGAUCGAUAAUUUCCUCAAUACUCUGAAGAAACCUGUGUGCUUGAUCGCGCACAACGGUGGGAACUUUGACUUCCCUAUAUUGAAGAGAUAUUUCACUAAACUCGGUGUGAAAUUUUCGGAUGCUAACCUCAUGUAUGCUGAUACAUUACUGGCAUUCUCUGACAUUAUAGAGAACACAACAGUGUAUGAAGAGGCUGGAACAUCAAGCGGUAAUGACUUGAAUGAAAACCCUCCUAAAAAGCAAUGUAUCGCACGAGUUGGGCGAGUCCGAGUCCAUGCAAAAAACCGCAAAUAUCCGAACACACGCUCAAAACAAGGUAAUACUGAAGAAUCGUACAAGCUGACAAAUAUAUAUAAACGAUUGUUAAAGAAAUCGCCUAGGACAGCACAUCAAGGCGAAGCGGACUGUAACUUGAUGCUGAAAAUAGCAGAGCAUCUUGGCCGAAGGUUUGUGAACUGGAUUAACGAUGAAAAAUAUAAUAUUUGUCGCUUCCCUGAUGACGUACGCGACCCGUAAUGUUAUUGAUUCAAGGAGUAUAGUAAACUAUGGGACAAUUCGAAACAAGAAAAACAGAAAUAAAAACUCGACAUCGACAACGUAAUUUUAGUAGAAAAAUGUAAGUUACAAAAGUUGUUAACUAACUUUAAAUUGUUGGAUGUCUAACUGGUCAUUCAAAACGAAAAAUGAUAAAAAAUAGAUGUUAUUCAAAUCCUUAUACAAUCACAGUCACAUAUUAAGUACAUACCUACGUCGAUUUUUUUUACAAUAUUGCGUAUGAUUGUUGCCUCAUUUCUCUCCUUAGUUUUGCGCAGUCAGGUAGGAAGGUUUUUGAAUAGGUAAUCAUAAGCAUAAUGGAAAACUGCGAAAGAUUAGAUUUACAUUAAUAUCAUAAUAUUAAAUUACAAUAUAAAUUAUUCUACACGAAUCUAUUUGGUUUUAUAUCUAUAAUUUAUUUGAGAAACUUUUUGCUGGAGAACCCAUUAUAUUCAAUUAGUGAAUUUUUUGACAUAACUGUAUAAAAUACGGCGGUCUCGGUAUCCGCUCGACGGGCGGGCUGGCGCUCCCUGCCUUUCUGUCAUCUGUCCACAGCACUCUCACCCUCAUUGGCGAUAUUUUACGUUUACCUUCAACCGCUGAUGUCCCAGUGGCAUGCCUGGCGGACGCUGAAUCGGCAUGGGUAGCAAAACCAUCCCGGCGAAAAAUUGCCUACGGAAAAAGCUAGCCAAGCAGCCUGGGAUUCCGCAACCGCCAAAACACAACAUGAGUAUUUAAUUCAGAGCUCGCUAAAUGUAUCUGAACGUGCCAGACUGCUGGCCGUAUUGUAUCCGAGCCUGAAUCGGGUCAUUGGCUACAUGCGCUGCCUUCGCGAAACAUUGGAUCGGUACUGGACCCCUCUGCGAUGCGUAUUGCAGUGUGCCUUCGUCUUGGCUUUAACAUCUGCGAGCCACACGCUUGCAGUCGCUGCGGAAAUCCCGUGGACUCUCUGGGGAGGCAUGGCCUGCACUGUCAACAGAGUUCGGGGCGGCUCUACAGACAUGCCACUAUAAACGAGCUUAUUAGACUUGCUAUCUCCACCGCCUCUCUUCCCGCGACUCUGGAGCCUUCGGGCCUCUCUGCCGUGGAUGGCAAGAAACCUGAUGGCUGCACUCUCGUGCUCUGAGUCCUGGGCUGCGCUUUGGCGUGGGACACCACAUGUGUCGAUACUCUGGCUCCGUCUCACGUGGAGGGUUCUGCUCGGAAACCUGGGAAUGCCACUGACUAAGCCCAAACAUUUAAGCGCCGCAAAUAGUCUUUUUUAAUGAAUUAGUAUGAGUUAGCGGCGCUUGCUGUAGAAACUAUAGGUCCUUGGCCAUCCGACACCAAAAUUUUUGUUAAAAAGAUGUUGGAACGCCUAAUAGGUGUCCCGGGGAACCACAGAGCGGGCUCCUUCUUUGCUCAGAGGUUGAGUCUGGCGAUGCAAAGGAGUAACGCCGCCAGUGUUUUAGGGUAUAUGCCGGAAGCAGGGGAUUUGGGGGAGGUGUUUUAUAUUUGGUUGUAGUCGUAGUU